CGAUCGAGGCACCACAAGGAACGCACCACAGACACGCACACCUCGAUUGUAGCCAUGGCAUUGGUAGGCUUCGGCACGGUCGCGCCGGCGGUGGCAUCGUCGGCGGAGAGGCGCCUGGGCCGCCGCGCGGCACGCCCGUCGACCGCCCACGUCCCUGCCGCGACGAAGGUCGUCACGGCGAAGGUGGAGGAGGAGAAGGGGCUGUUCGACCUCAUAUUUGGCGCCCUGUACAAGGAGGAGCAGCUGCUGGAGACGGACCCCAUCCUCAACAAGGUCGAGGGGAGGGCCGCCGCCGCAGCCCCCAAGGCCGGCACGGUGGCCAAGAAGAAGGCCGCCGGCGACGACGGCGGGUUCAGCAUCGGCGGACUCUUCUCCAAGAAAGGGUGAUCAUCGCUCACGUACAUAUAUUCAAGAGCGUUCAUGCAUGCGUGGGUUAAGAUGGGUUUAUUUACGUUCGUGCACACAUAUGCGUUCGGCAUUUCAAUUGAUUGGUUGUAAUUCUCUGAGCCCCAGGAUUGGAAGGCUCGAGAAAAAAGCCGUUCUGAUUCAUGACGCGGACCUCUUGUGAUACUCUUCAAAACUAGUAAUUAAUCAAGUAUGAUGAUCGCCCUCAAGAAA
Phragmites australis (common reed) is the source of this 618-nucleotide messenger RNA. RefSeq lists its product as uncharacterized. The record is from RefSeq and is a predicted model, not a curated record. Lineage: Eukaryota; Viridiplantae; Streptophyta; Magnoliopsida; Poales; Poaceae. The transcript has a single exon. Gene Ontology annotation, cellular component: chloroplast. Bases 55 to 387 code for a protein of 110 amino acids.